Molecule: messenger RNA, 1077 nt
Organism: Neltuma alba
Lineage: Eukaryota; Viridiplantae; Streptophyta; Magnoliopsida; Fabales; Fabaceae
Product: gamma-glutamyl peptidase 5-like
Exons: 4
Coding region: 208-942 (244 amino acids)
Cellular component (GO): cytosol
Source: RefSeq, a predicted model, not a curated record
GCAGCAUUGCACUUUCAUUUUUACUCCGUUCCCUCUCUUCCAAAAUCCCUCGCUCGUCCUCCACUUUCUCUCCCUAAAAUCUCAGGGAAAGGAGGAGAAUCACUCAGAAGCAGACGAAGAAAGAGGAGGACGAGGACGAUUGUGCUGUCAGCUCUGCGAUCUGCGAAUCGAAGUGGAAGAGACAGAUCGGAAAGGAAUCGAUCGCCGAUGGAGGAGAGCCGAUAUGCGGUGUUGAUGUGCGCGGAGGAAUCAGAGUAUGUGAGGAAGAGGUACGGUGGGUAUUAUGGAGUAUUUGUGAGAAUGCUGGCCGAGGAGGGGGAGAGGUGGGACGUGUACAGGGUGGCGCGUGGGGAGUACCCGUCGGAUGAGGAGGUGGAGCUGUACGACGGAUUUGUGAUCACCGGAAGUUGCAAUGACGCACAUGGGAACGACGCCUGGGUGAGAGAGCUACUGACAUUCCUUAAGAAAUUGGAUUCCAUGAGAAAGAAAGUUCUCGGCGUUUGCUUCGGCCACCAGAUACUUGGCCGAGCAUUAGGAGGGAAGGUGACUCGAUCUCCCACAGGUUGGGACAUCGGUCUCAGAACGGUGACGUUUUCAUCGUUUUCAUCGCUGGCCCUGUCUUCUCUCAAGCUCCCUUCAAGGCUCUCCAUAAUCGAAUGCCAUCGCGACGAGGUGAGAGAGCUGCCAGCAAAGGCCGAGGUGAUUGCGUGGUCAGAGAAAACAGGAAUUGAGAUGUUUAGGUAUGGAGAUCACAUCAUGGGGAUUCAAGGCCACCCUGAGUACACCAAAGACAUUCUUCUUCACCUCAUCGAUCGACUCAUCCAACGCAAUUUCAUCAUGGAAGCUUAUGCGGCUGAGGCAGUGGCGAAACUGGCUUUGAGUGAGCCGGAUAAGGAGGCAUGGAGAAGACUGUGCACCAGCUUUCUCAAGGGUAGGUUAUGACAAUGCAGUGAGACAGAGAGAGGGGUUUUGUAUUGAAAGAAGUUGGUUUUAGGACGAAAAGAGAGUGGAGGAAUAAGAAAGGAAUGGGGAAAGAAGAGGGUUAUGUGUAAGGGUUGACUCCAUUUUUCUUCUCAU